Messenger RNA from Sebastes umbrosus (honeycomb rockfish), 2592 nucleotides. It is a transcript of the gene oxct1a, whose product is annotated as 3-oxoacid CoA transferase 1a. NCBI's taxonomy places the organism in Eukaryota, Metazoa, Chordata, Actinopteri, Perciformes, Sebastidae. Gene Ontology annotation, molecular function: succinyl-CoA:3-oxo-acid CoA-transferase activity. Gene Ontology annotation, biological process: ketone body catabolic process. The coding region runs from base 212 to 1795 and encodes 527 amino acids. The transcript is spliced from 17 exons. Gene Ontology annotation, cellular component: mitochondrion. The record is from RefSeq and is a predicted model, not a curated record.
UCCGCCCGCUGAGGGAACCAGCCAAUGUCAUCGUGGCGCUGAGUUUUUGGUGCGCGUGUGUGUGUGUGUGUGAGCGAGCUACUAGCGCUGCUAACUAGUAGCUACAUUGUGCGACCUUUCAGUCGGCUGACGUCUCCUGUCGUCUGCUACCGUCAGCUCUCACUCUGCUCCUCUCUUCAGAUCAUCCCCCUCCUCUGUGUAGCUCAGAAACAUGGCGGCCCUCAAAGCUUUGUGCAGAGCGGAUCAUUUGCUCUUCAGAAACAUCUCAGGUCCAUUCAGAACCAGAUCACAUUUGGCUCACCUCCAGCUGAUUAAGACCUGUGGCUGUUACUUUUCUACCUCCAGCCAGAGAAGUUCACAGUUCUACUCAGAUCCUGCAGACGCAGUCAAAGAUAUCCCAAGUGGCUCUACUCUUCUUGUGGGAGGUUUUGGAUUAUGUGGCAUCCCAGAGAAUCUCAUCAACAGUUUACUGAAGACCGGCGUUAGCGGUCUCACUGCAGUCAGCAACAAUGCAGGAGUGGAUAACUUUGGCCUGGGCCUGCUGCUAAAGACUAAGCAGAUCAAGAGGAUGAUCUCUUCAUACGUCGGGGAGAAUGCAGAGUUUGAGCGACAGUAUCUGACAGGAGAGUUGGAAGUGGAACUGACGCCACAGGGAACUCUUGCCGAGAGGAUCAGGGCUGGGGGUGCCGGGGUUCCAGCCUUCUUCACAGCCACCGGCUAUGGCACUCUGAUCCAAGAGGGAGGCUCUCCUAUUAAGUACAACAAAGAUGGCAGCAUUGCCAUCGCCAGUGAGAAGAGAGAGGUGCGGGAGUUCAACGGCAGGCACUACAUCAUGGAAAAGGCCAUCACUGGAGACUUUGCUCUGGUCAAGGCCUGGAAAGCUGACAAGGCUGGAAACAUUAUUUUCAGGAAAACAGCCAGGAACUUCAACCUACCUAUGUGCAAGGCAGCCAAAACCACCAUAGUUGAGGUGGAGGAGGUGGUGGAUGUUGGGACCUUCGCCGAAGAGGACAUCCACAUACCGAGCAUCUACGUCCACAGGAUUGUCCAGGGAGCAAGCUACGAGAAAAGGAUUGAGAAACGCACAGUACAGAAAAGCAAAGAAGAAAAGCCCAAACCAAAGAAGGACUCGGAUAUUGUUCGGGAAAGGAUCAUUCGCCGGGCUGCUCUGGAGUUUGAGGACGGGAUGUACGCCAACCUUGGUAUUGGUAUCCCCAUGCUGGCCAGCAACUUCAUAAAGCCAGACAUCACUGUACACCUCCAAAGUGAAAAUGGGAUUUUAGGACUGGGCCCGUACCCCACCGAGGAUGCAGUGGAUGCAGACCUGAUUAACGCUGGGAAGGAGACCGUCACUGUACUCCCAGGGGCUGCCUAUUUCUCCAGUGAUGAGUCAUUUGCCAUGAUCCGAGGGGGUCACAUCAACCUGACAAUGCUGGGAGCCAUGCAGGUGUCAAAACAUGGAGACCUAGCCAACUGGAUGAUCCCAGGUAAGAUGGUGAAGGGAAUGGGAGGAGCCAUGGACUUGGUGGCUAGUGCUGGAACCAAGGUGGUGGUCACUAUGGAGCACUCCGCUAAGGGAGGAAAACACAAGAUAUUGGACAAAUGCGUCCUGCCUUUAACAGGGAAGCAGUGUGUGGAUCGGAUCAUCACAGAAAAGGCCGUGUUUGAUGUGGAUAAGACAAAAGGCCUGACUCUGAUAGAAGUAUGGGGGGGGCUCACUCCGGAGGAUAUCAAAGCGUGCACUGGCACCGAUUUCGAGGUGUCUCCUAACCUGAGGCCCAUGCAGCAAAUCUAGAGGAGCUUGCGGUGGAUCUGACAAGUGUUUUUUUGGUUUGUGUGACACUCAUUUCAUUUCCCUGUGGUGAUUUAGCAGCCUGAGACGGGGUCAAAUAUGCUUCUAAAACAGAAAUGUUUGGUUCAGUUCCCUGGUAAUCAGCAUGUAAAUAUCAGAAGGAUUUAGUCCCCAUUAAUAUGAACUGAAUGGAAAUCACAGCAGCCAACGGUUCUGUUUUUGGGAUCUGAUCUGACGGACGGUUAGGCAACAUUACAUUGUUGCCUAUUACACCAUUAAGUUAUUAAUUUUCAAUAAUGUUUGUGCAGCUAUUACCAAAUAAUCCAUCGGAAAAUGACUGGGAAAAAACUGGGAAUACUCAUUAUCUGUUCUCCAAGAAAGAAAUGCUACAUUACUGGUACUAUGAACAAAAAUGAUACAAUUACUUGGAUCAUAUUUAUUGCAAAUCAAUAAUUUACUUGAACAAUUAAGAGUGAGCUGAAAAAACAAAUGUGUGCUGUAGUUCAAGUCAUUCUUCACUCAGAAGGGACAGAAGGGAAUAAAUUAUGUUUGUGCUGUAGUGAUUAAACUUUGUGCGACACCAAGAAACAAUUAUACAUCAAAUGUAAUAUAUAUUGUUGUUUUUCUCCAUUUAGAAAAUCAAAGAGAUGUAAAGAUCUGACCAAAUCAUGUUUGUAAUAAUAAUAAUCGCUGCCACAAUGUAAAACUGUUUGUUUUCUCUCAACCUCGUAUAUUUUUACACAGGCUCUCCCCUUGCCUUUGUACAUAAAAUAAAAUACAACCCUGUUUGCUGAGUGGAA